Schizosaccharomyces octosporus yFS286 is the source of this 1764-nucleotide messenger RNA. RefSeq names its product alpha-amylase Mde5. Bases 89 to 1633 code for a protein of 514 amino acids. Gene Ontology annotation, biological process: carbohydrate catabolic process. Gene Ontology annotation, molecular function: calcium ion binding; alpha-amylase activity. The record is from RefSeq and is a predicted model, not a curated record. Lineage: Eukaryota; Fungi; Ascomycota; Schizosaccharomycetes; Schizosaccharomycetales; Schizosaccharomycetaceae. The transcript has a single exon.
AAAAUCCUGAAUCUAACAUAUGUAAACAAACCAGCUAUUUAUACAGGCAUGGCAUAAACACUUUUCUCUGGAGCAACUACCUUUAAGAAUGAGGCACCAUAAAAUGUUGUUAAAGACUUUCAAAGUGCUUUCAUUACUUUUAGGGGUAAUCCCCAUCCAUGCUUUAGACAAACACGGAUGGAGAAAGCAGUCGAUUUAUUCAUUGCUAACAGAUCGGUUUGCAACCACCGAGUCUGUGGAUUGCAAUCCCGAGGAUCGUAGCUAUUGCGGUGGAAACUGGAGGGGAAUCAUCAAUAAACUUGAUUACAUUCAGAAUCUGGGAUUCACAGCUAUUUGGAUUUCACCCGUUAUUAAGAAUAUUGAAGGCAGAACUAAGUAUGGUGAAGCUUAUCACGGAUAUUGGCCGCAGGAUCUUCUUACUUUGAACCAUCACUUUGGUACUGAAGAGGAUUUGAUCGAUCUAGCAGAUGCUUUACAUGAACGAGGAAUGUAUCUAAUGGUAGAUACAGUGGUAAACCAUGUCGCUGCCCCCGAUACAAGAAACAUCGACUUUUCAAUGUAUAGUCCUUUUAAUAAAGAAGAGCACUAUCAUCCCAUGUGUCCAAUUAUCCAAAGUGAUCCUUUAUCUUUGGAACAAUGCUGGAUCGGCACAGAAGAUGUGACCUUACCUGACGUGGAUACAGAGAAUCCGUUCAUUAUUGAAACAUUGUACAAUUUCAUUCACGACCACGUUAAAAAAUUCAAAAUUGAUGGGUUACGUAUUGACGCUGCAAAGCACGUUCGUCAAACAUUCUGGCCGGGAUUUUGCGAAGCAGCAGGUGUUUACUGUCAAGGAGAAGAGUGGACUGGGGAAGCAGCAGCUUUUUGUGAAUGGCAAGGUUUUAUGGACGGUUUACACAACUUUCCUGUACAAGGUGUAGCUUCGGAAGCCGUAAUUCCAGUCAAUGAUAGGGCUUUAAGAAAAACUGCAAUAGCGAUGAACCUUGUAGCACACCAUUGUAUCGACAGCACUCUUUUAGGUCUUUUCCUCGAAUCUCAAGAUGCACCCAGAUUGGCAGCUCUCAACAAUGACUUUAAUGUACUAAAAAAUGCCAUGACACUAAAUCUCAUGUCGGAUGGUAUUCCGAUUGUAUUUUACGGGCAAGAACAAAUGCUAGAUGGAUCUCACGAUCCCAUCAAUCGUCCAGCGAUGUGGAUUACUGGAUACCAUACCGAAGGCCCUCUGUACAAGUACACAGCGAAAGUGAAUAAAAUUCGCAGAGAUUUAAUCAAUUCUGAAGACGGCGAGGACUGGAUUCGUACCCGUACACAUGCCAUUCCUGUGGGUGAUAACCUUAUGCUAAUGUACAAAGGGCCAGUCAUUACCUUCAUUACGAAUUAUGGAUCUGUUAACAAGGAAUAUAUUCUCAAAAUGCCUGCAUCCGAACCUAUGGUUGAUUUGCUGACAUGUACUCUAAUUGAAGUUGAGAAUGAAAUUCUCAAAACGACCAUUCAACGGGGUGAACCCAAGAUUUUGUAUCCCUAUAAAUUAACCAUGCGCGACGGCUUCUGUGCCGAUGAACUGUCGUUACAAGACGAAAUUCCACGCGUUUUCAUGGGCCAUAAUGAAAUAAAUGGACCAGACAGAAAAUAAGCUACGCAUGGAAGGUUUUUUUUCUUCGUAUGCUUACGAAAUAUAAGCGGCAAAAUCUCCAAACUCUCGGCAUCUCAUGGAUUAGUUCUUAAUACAUAUACUGCUAAUGUAUUUUUCUUUUUUUUUUCCAA